AUGAAGGAACCUUUUCUAGUACGAUUUGUGGUCUUGAACAAUUUUGCUACUUAAUAUUAGGAGGAGGAGAUUAAAUUGCCUUUAAAAAAAAUCAAUUAGAUGUAUACAAUCACAAAAGAGAGAUUUAUAAGAUUUUUAGAGAAAAGGAGUUUACUAUAGCCAUCAGAUUUGAAAUAAAUACAUUUUGAAUUUUUCGACAAAUCCUAAAGUAAAUUUUAAUAGGAAAAACAAGUAUUUGAUGCUAAUAAUAAUUUAUUCAGUUUUCCCCAAGAAUUUUUUGGAAUGCCAGAAACUUUGGAGAUAAAGUUAAUUUAUGAAAUCAAUUAUUGGAACAUUAAAGGGUUUGAUAUAGAUUUUUUAGAGUGCGAGGAGAAAAAAGAAAAAUUAAAUUAAGAGCAAUAGAAAUUAAUGAACGAGUUAGAUAAAUAAAAGCAGUUGUUUCAAGAGAUGAAGGAAGAUUUAAAUGAUAUGUACGACUUAGCCAAGGAGCAGAUUAAAAUUAAAAAAAAGAAAGAAGUUGAUAUUGUUGUACUUUAUAGCAGUCCUUUGAUAUAAUUGGAGAAUAAUAUAUAAGAAGCGCUAUUUACUGAUUAUGAGGGUGAAAUAAAGAAUAUUGAAGCUGAAAUUAAAAAUUCAGCCAAAGAAAUAGAAUAUGAAAUUUUAUUGGCUACAAGGGACAAUUUGGAUGAAGCUAUGAAAUGGAAUCCCUAAAUAUUGCAUUUAAUAAUGAAUGGGGAUUAUGAUUUGAAUUCUGGUUAUUAUUUUGAACUAUAAGAGGGUAGUCUUGUAGAAAAAUUGACUCUGGAUGGUCUCAUUUAAAUAAUGUCAUAUCAUUAAAGAAAACUCAAACGAUUAAGGUUGAUUUGCAUAAGUUCGAUGAUAGCGAAGGAUAUAAUAUAGGUUCCACAGGCAAAUGAUAAUAAUCCAUAUUUAAUUGAAAAUGUGUAAAACUUUGCAUCAGUAACCUUUGUAGGAUAAGUAAAGCUUUUCAAUUAAGAUGACAAUUUAGGAAACUAAUUUUGGAGAUAUUUUUAUAAAUAAUUGAUUGAAAACAAAAGCUUUAAAGAUUCAUACGAUAUAGCAAAGAAAAAAGUAGAUGAGCUGUUUAAAGUCUAUUUAAAAGAAAAUCCAAUAAGCGUUAAAAUAUGCUGUUGCUUUCAUGAACAUGACUAAGAAUGUUUGAAAGAUCCUGCGAAGAUUGGAUAUACAAAAUCUCAUUAAUUGCACUUAAAAUGCUCUAAAUAAAGAUUCAAUCAUUUUUGCGGAAAACAGUAUAAAAGUGUGGAAUAAUGUGAAAAAGGUUGUUUAGGUUAAAUUUAUCAUGACAAUGAAGAUGAAUAAUGCUAGGUUAAUGAACAUAAUUGCAACAAUUAUGAAUCUAGAUUUGAUGAUAUUUCAAUUAGUCUCAAUAUAAAAAAUAAUCAAACUCUAAGCAGUGAGAUCUUAAAUAUUAAUAUACCGAUUGGAUUAUAGAUUUAGAACAAAGAAAAAGAAAAAAAUGUGUGUUGUUGUUUUGAAUAUCAUGUGUUUCAAAAUAAACUUAAUGAUAAUUACCCAAUCAAUUAAAAUAAAUAUCUGCAAAAAUAACAUCAACUCUCUCAAAAGUUUGUCAUCAGAUUAGUUAAAGGAUAAAAUUAAUUAGAUAUGAAAGAAUUACUAAGUUUUGAAAAAAAAAUUAAUUACUUAUAAAUUAAUAAAUAAAUCAUCAUUAUUCAUAGCUAGGAUUGCUCUAAAGAAAAUUUUAGUUUGUUAAUAUAGAUAUUAAAAAAAUACUUUGAAAAAUAUUAUACAAAUAAAAAUUUGGAACUUAUAACCUUUUCCAAUGAAGAUCAUCCUUAAUCAAUUUAAGAAUUGAUUCAAAAUGUUAAUUAAUUUUGCUAAAAAUAUUUAUCAAACGAUAAAACAUUCAAAAUUCUUUGUCUCUCAAAGAUUGAUAACUAUUGUAAAGACGAGCAAUUCAAAUAGUUUUAUGAAAAUUUACUUGACUAAUUCUAAUCUUAAGAAAAUCUAGUCAUUAUCAUCGAAGCUAGUUACAACAACAUUAGAUAUCUAAAACAAUCUAGUCUAGAAGACUUUUUUCAAUUAAUUAAUUAUGAUGAAAUUAAAGAAUAGCUCAUUAAAUUAAAAUGUGAAAAAUAAUGA
Molecule: messenger RNA, 2142 nt
Organism: Paramecium tetraurelia
Lineage: Eukaryota; Ciliophora; Oligohymenophorea; Peniculida; Parameciidae
Exons: 3
Source: RefSeq, a predicted model, not a curated record